This is a messenger RNA of Paramuricea clavata, 11738 nucleotides long. Lineage: Eukaryota; Metazoa; Cnidaria; Anthozoa; Malacalcyonacea; Plexauridae. The record is from the annotation of a GenBank genome assembly.
CGUGAAUAAGCAAAAAAGUCAACAAAAGACACUUAGACAAGACUCAGAGAAGUUCUUCCAUAUAAAAUGCAGUGAAUGAGAACUCAGAUAAUCGCUGGUGUAAACGCUUAAAGAUGGAUGUUAACAGAUUGAAGAAGACCGAGGACAUGCUGGAUUUGUCUUGUAAGGGAAUUGAUGUCUUCCCAACAAUUUCACGUUUACGAGUACAGCCCUAUAUGUUUACCCAUCUGUACCUGAGUGGAAAUUGUAUGAAAUUCAUAACAGACGAUGAAAUCAGCUAUUUUCCCAACUUGAUUACACUGGAUCUUUCUUCAAAUCUACUAGAAUGCCUACCUUGUGGACUGUGUAAGCUUACCAAACUAAAAACGUUGCUUGUCAGAAAUAAUGUUCUUUGUGAGUUGCCAAAAUGUAUGAGCUCAUCUCAAUCGUUAGAAAUAUUGAAUAUCAGUGGUAAUAAACUAGAACAGUUUCCUGUCCAAGUUCUACAGUUAUUGCAGUUAAAACAACUUCAUCUAGGAGGAAAUCGUAUUCACAAUAUUCCAAAGGAAAUCACACAGUUGACAAGGUAUAAUUACUUGAUAAUUUGAAGUUUAUUUUGAACAGCAACAAAGUACUGAUAAAUAUGUCAUAAAUUAAAUAAUUAUGUACCCACAUUGUUACAUGAAGAACUGGCUCUCCUUGGCUAUGUCCAUGUGAUGAUUUACCAUAAAUAAUUUCGCUGCAGAGUUGGUCAGAGUUGCCCCCUGGCCUGAUCGUAUUUCUCCAUUUUCGCCCGCCAAAGAUUUAUGCCAGGAAAAUGACAACUUUAGAAAACCCGCCAAAAGCACACAAUUUCUUAAAUGCACACAGUCUGCCAGCCCGCCAAUCUACUGCAUUUUAAUUUUUUUACGCCCAAAACUCCUUUGUGUCACGCCAACUGGCUAUGUUUUCCGCCAAAGAUCUUGAGCUGAUGGGUAUUAGAAUCCAAUCAGGCCCCCUGGUAAGUGCUUGAUAUAAUGCACGAAUCAAAUCGAAAUGAAACCUUAACACCCCCCACCGGGCAUACCCCCGGGAAUUUGGAUUUUGACGUUUUGGUCAGGUCAAAUUCCCUACAUAUAUUUGUAAUUCCCAUUCAAAUACACCACGUAUUGGGAAAAAUUGGAGUUCAAAUGCCCCACCCCAUUAUGUACGAAUUGGAAGCUACAGCAUUUCGUAAUUUUGGAAUUACAAAGCUUUUCUUUCAUUCAAAAACUCUCUUCAAUCAUUCAAAGCCGUUUUCUUUCAGUCAAUCAAGGACAACAUGGCUAGAAAUCUGCGACAACAUGGCCGACACGCACGCUUAGCUCCUUUGUAAUGUAAAUAUUAAGUGAAUAAGUUUAAUAACCAGAAAAGCAUUACGUUAACUUGCCUUUUCGGCUUUUGUUGGUCCUACAAACCAAAUAUGACGAUUCCAUAAAUCGAUCUUGAAUGAUAAUCGUCGUAGCUACGUACUUGUUCACGUUUCAGUUCAAAAUUCGAUGCAGGCUGAUCGUACAUCAAUAUUGGAUUUCCAUAAAUCGUAAUCGAUACACUUUGUUCUCCCCAUGAAUUUUAUCACAAUUUUAUCUAAAGAUAUUAUAUCAAUACUGUUCCCAAGUAGAGGAAAGAAUGGUAUAUUUUGCCUCUAUUUUCCAUUUUUAAAUCGCCUUGUUACUUCGCUAAAAUGCGAUGCAAGCGCAUCGAAAUUUUGCUUUUUUUCAUAUUCUUGUUCGUGAUUCAUAUUCUAUAAAGUUGAGAUAAUAUCAGCUAGUGACAUAAAAUAUUAAAUGUUGGACAUAAUUAUGUCACUGACAUGAUUUACUUAUCAUUCAGCCGUUCCGCACGUUGUAACCAAUAAUUUAUUGGCGUUGUAAUGUCAUUGUAUGCAAUAAAGUAUUGGGUUGUAAUGGGUCUACAAUUAAUCCAAACGUUAAUCCUAAUCCAAACCCUAACCCCACCUCCUAACCCCUAACCCUCCACCUCCUACCCCACACCCUAACCCUAAAGCCGGCCCGCUACCCCUCCGGGGAAAUUAUACAUUUAAAGAGCGUUUCUUUACGUACUUUCCGGCUUUUCAAUAUGUUCAUUAACAUGACGUACUGACGGUGCGUGUGCCUGCAUUACAAACCGCUGACUGUCGCAGAUUUCUAGCCAUGAAGUUAAUUCCUUAAUUUGCACUUGAACUCAUCCAUUGAUGCAGGCAUGGAUUUUCUGGGGGGGUGCACCCCCCAGAAAUUAUUUGCACCCCCCAGAGGCAUUUGGCACUGCCCCCAAAAGUUUUUGCACCCCCGCAAAUUAUAUAUAUAUUGAUUUGAUAGUUUCAUAUAUGAUUAUUCUUACUACUAAAUUUGUAAAAUUACCAAUAUUAUGGUCUCAGAUCUUGCCAUGCAGGCCUAGAAAACAAAUUUUGUUAAACUUUUUCCUUGGCCUUUCCGGGCAUUGCCACCAGGCCCCGGCCAAAGCAAGCAGCAGCACCCCCUCCCCCAGAUAUUUAUCCACCCCCCGAACGAAAAUAUGAAAAUGGAUCCGUCUCUGCAUUGAUGCCAUUCAGCACACAUGUUUAUAAGAAAAAUUCAAAUUCCCGACCCCCUUUACAAAUUCCCCACCUUCCACUAGAAAAAAAGGUCAAAUUCCCACCUGCUUAAAAUACUAAACAAGCAAUUUCCCCAGGUAUGCCCGGGGGGGAUGUCAAGGUUUCGAUUUGAUUCGCGCAUAAGGGACGGUUGACAAAUAGAUUUUGUUCCGCGAUGCCUCUGACCCCUUCCCCAUUGUGGACAAGUCAAAUGUCUUGUUUCACAAAAUAAAUUUGGCUAUUUAGCCAUGCACCAUAUCAAAGAUUGGGUUUCAACAGCAAGGUAUUGUUUCUAGCAUAUUCAUAAUGACUGUAUUAAUUGUUUACAUGAUUGGACAUCGCGUGAAAUAUCGUUCUAAUUUACAACAAUGCAAUCAGCAUCAUCAGCUUUCAGCAACUGAGAUAUGUUUGCCAUUGUUCAGCAGUUCAGUACAAAAAUAAUAUGAAACACAUACCUGAAUAUUAAGAAAUGCAAAAAUAUCCUCCUGAACUCCUGAAGUUUAUUUUGAACACGAACAGCAUGGAGCAACAAUAUUCAGCUGUGAUCAUUAUUUCAGCAGUAAACACUGGCCUUGUAACACCAUUUUUGUUGGGGUUUUUGCACAGAUUGUUGGCGGGUGAUGUAGUAAAACGUUAAAUCUGUUGUCGUCCCAGUGCCGGCAUCAUUCCUUGCACAGUGUAACAUCUCUCUUGCAACUAGUCUCGCAAUGUUUAUACACUGAAUGGCUUAUACACUGAAUGGCUAAACCUGACUGUCAAUUCUGGUGCCAAAAGUUAGCUCCUUGCAGUGCAAUGCUGAAAUCGUUGCGAGACAAGUUUACAUUGCGAGACAAGUUCCGAGACAAGUUGCUUAGUGUAACAGCGUCUUAACUGUCUGAUGUACAUGUCCUUCGAAAGUGUUUUGCACCCCUGCCCCUACUGUAUGUUUCUAGCUUUUGGUCCCUUUUUUUGGUUUAGUCAGAGAAACUGAAUGACAGAUUGAAAUUUGUUUCAUUAAAUUCAAAUUGCAUGCCGUAAAGUACGCCAAUACUGUACUUGCAUACCGGAGGAAUACCAAUCAAGAUUACGGCUUGUUACUUCUAUUUUGUCAGCUAUGUACAGUACUACUUAGGUACAAGAUACUCUUCAUUGUCGGCGUACUUAACUGUUUGCUUGUACCAUUUGAUCUGUCCAAACCCAAUUAGUUAUUGACAAGAACAUAACUAAGUCAUACUAUGUGGAAGUCUAGCAUGACUGGGCAUUAAACAUAUGAUUGGACUGAUAUGAUAACUGAUGAGAUGGGACUAAGGAAUGUUAGAGUCAAUCGUAGUGUUAGUAAUGUACGUGUGUCCAAUUGUGCUCCUUGAUCUAUAACACUACUAGUUUCAUGUUACUGAGUGCGGAAUCCCUUUUAGAAACCUGUACGUCUUGUACUUCACUCUAAACACCAAGUACACCUUAAGUCUUAAGUUUCUCCCAGCUCAAAUACGAGGCAAUAAUCAUUGGAGUAUCAGUCAGGUACCGUACGACUAAAAAUUUUGAAUUAUCGCACCCUGUCAAUAUGCUAUUUAAAAUUAAUUGUAUUGAAGAUUUGAAGGUGAUUUAACUAAAGCAUAGUAAUUUUUAUAUUCAGUUAAUUAAUGAAAACUUUGAUGUUCUCAAUAUUGGAGACAGUAGGAUUGCUGAUUACGGCAGACUGGCUUGAGACUGCCAACGUCAAACAGCAAACUACAAAAUAAUGGUGCUUUGGGUUAACCAUUAGCUGUACAAAGUUAGCCGGUGUGAUUAAUUUUGUGCAUUAAAAUUGAAUUAUGAGUUACCUACUUAGCUUUCGAACUGUUAUAGAACUUACCUUUUACUUGCAAUUUGAGGUUUGCCCUUUGCGGUUGCGGCGCAUGGAGUAAACGUCAAUCUUCAGGUUACCAUUAAUUCUUUAAAGGGGGAAAAUGUGAAACGGAUUGACAUCAUUGAUUAAAGACACAAUUAAGCAGCCGUUUACACUACGCUCGAUUUUUGACUACCUAAAUAGGAAGUCCAAGAACGAAAAAAGUGUGGUACGGGUACCAAUUUUAUCCGUGCCGUACCAAAAAUUGAGCGUAGUAUAAACGGGCUACAGUCAUGUAUAUGAGACUGAGGACUAACAACGUAACAAUAAUUGGCAGAUGCAGAUUAAUUAUAAUAACCAACUACUUGGUAUAAUCGCGGCCUUCAAAUAAUUAUUCGGCCUCAGCAAUGUUUUUUUCAGUGAUUCACUCAGAUAUGUAGCUCUAAGAUCAAUACUAAUUUAUCCAUUGGUUGAAUUACAUUAUUUCGAAAAUAAAUGAGAUGUGAGAAGCCAAAAAAAUUGGCAGAUUUUUACUCAUGUACCUAUAUAUAAACAUGAUAGUCAUUCACUCAAUCAAUAGUGUAUUCAAGCUACUCAUCACAAAAAUAAAUGUAUGUCAAGGACUUUGCAGGAGAAUCCAGAGUUUAGACUUUUUUAUUAGGAUUCUCUUACCUCCAUACACAUAUCAAAUUAAGUUACAUAAAAUUGAAUUCCUGUACAUUAAAUUAAAUUAAAGCGGGUACUUUUGCUUACAAAAAUUUUUUCAUCAAGGAAACAAUGUAUGUUGGACAGUGUAUAAGGUUGACAAGAGACUUAACAACGCGACGCGAUUUUUCGAUUUUCACUGACCGAUAACUGCAUGUGAUCCUGUUUAAAAAUUUUCCAAAUAUUUAGAAGCGCUAUAACAUUUUGAGUUAUUUGGUCUACCGGUACAUAUCUUUCAACAUUUUCUCUGAUUGGCUGUUUUAUUAACUUUCAAAAACUAAAAAAUCGCGUCGUGUUGCCGAAUCGCGCCCGGUGUGUCUGGACCUCGAAUCGACUCCGGUGGACGUUUAGGCAGCAGGGGGCAACCCAGGGUGCAAUAAUUCAAGAUUUUUAGUUGUAGUCUGACUGCAUGGUAUGUACAUGCACGAGUACAAACUCAAUUCUCAAUGUGUAUUUAGUUUUUAAAAUAAAGUACAUGAAUGAAUGAAUGAAUGAAAUGUUUAUUUAAAACAGGGUACUGAGCUCUGUCUGGUGCAGAUUGUACCUGUUAUCAAUACAGGCCCUGACCUAAAUUACAAAGGUUUAAAUAUUAUUUAAAAAUAUGACCUACUAUAGGUAUUAUAACCAUCAAUAAAAUUUGUAGUUAAAAUCUACAUUACUCUGGUCAACAAAGUUAAAAUGUUAUUUAAGAUAUGGUUUUUUUAUAAGUUAUAAGCACCAUUAUAAUAAAAUUAAUUCUUGAUUGAGUCGGUUUUCUUUCAUGUACCGAGGUGAUUAUUUUUAAUAAUCACUUUGAAUAUUAAUUAGCGGAGAAGAUGAAGGUAAACUCAGAAAAUCGUCGUUCAAAGCAGACGAAACAGACAAAACUUUGUUCGAAAACCUCCUCAAUCAAUAAAUAAAUAUGAUAAACACCUCGAAAGUCGGGAAUUAUGUCAGAUAAUGUCCUCGGACGCUGCGCGUCCACUGGUCAUUAUAAAUCCCUCCUUCUCGGUAUUUAUCCUAUACAGAAUGCGCUGCUAUUUAUGUUCUCACCCGUGGUAAGUGUAAUUUACCACUUUGCCUAGUAACCUUGUCAUAUAUCUGGUGAUUAAAUGUAAAAUAGUUCUUAAAAUACUGUGGACAAAUUGUCCCGCCACACAUUUCUUCAUCAGUAUGGUUCCACCUCCUGUCCUCAAACAAUGGCCAUUUAAGCAUCUCCAUCGCGUCAUUAGGCCUACUUCUUCUUUAUUUGGUGAUAAUUCGUGCAGCACGCCGUUGUAAUUUAUCUAAUAAUGUGCUGUUGCAAACUCCGCAGCAACUCCACACCGUGCCACAAUAUUUCAUGAUAGGAAGGACACAAUACUCCAUGAUAGGACGGUUUCUGAAAAAUAUAUUCAGACUAUGAGUUACACUACAAGAAGCACAAUUGCAUGCGUAUAUACAAACAAUCGACUCCAACAUUUCUUUAAGUCCUAUCAAUCCAUGAAAUCAUGUGCCAAGACAUGUCAGAAACAUGCUAUAUCAACUAAAUUGCGGUAUUGCAUACAUUGGACUAGGAAAGUAAGCUACGCAGUUAGCAACUGGCAUACCUUCGGACAAAUACGCAAAUUAUCGCACCCUGCAUGCAACUGCUCCCCCCCCCCCAAAAAAAAAUUCUUUAUGCAUUUGAAUGGCUAAAUAAUUUUAUAAAUUAUUAUAAAUAUAUAAAUUAAAGAAAUUUGCAGGAUUUUUUUCUCUUUUUUUUGGGCGGAGUUAUGAAAUUGUAAAAGAAUGUCUAACCAACUUUAAAAAUUUCCAAUUCAAUUUCAUUUUGGUCGGAUAUUUUUUCCGGAUAAUUUUUGAACGUUAUUAUUGCAGACUCUGCAGCAUUAAUGCCCAUACAGACCGGGCGCGAUUUGGCAACCCGACGCGAAUUUUCAAUUUUCAGUGACAUUUAACUUUAAUGUUUUUCUAUGUUUUUCAAAUAUUCAGAACCACUUAAGCAAUUUUAGACUUUUAGCCAUUUGGUCUGCAUAUCUUGUAAAAUUUUUAUCCGUUUACGGUUUUAUUUAUUUUUAAAAACUGAAACUGAUUCGCGUCGCGUUGUCGAAUCGCGUUCGGUCUGUAUGGGCCUUUAUACAUUGCGAGCAGAGGUUUAUGACAUGCAUUAGGAUUAACAGGGACGCCGGAACGAUAAAAAGGCAAGGGGGGCAAACGCACACCAAAGGGCACCUCUACAGACUCCGGUGAAGAUAUAUAUGAAAGCAAACGCACUUAAUCAUGUCACAUUCAAGAUCACACCUAAUGAUUUUGCCCAAAAAGCAUCACUGGAAAUGUGAUUUAUCAGGUAGUAUUUCAUAACUCAAAGGGCACUUCUGCCCUCCUUGGCACUUCUGCCCUCCUUGCCCCUCCUAGCAAAAGGCAAGAGCGGCAGCUGCCCCCCCCCCCCCCCCAGUUCCGGCGUCCCUGAGGAUUAAUUUCGGAAAAGUACAGUUAUUAUACCAUAUACUAUAAUUAUGAAUAGUUAGUUGCUACGAUUAAAACGCUAUGCUUUUAUCAUUUUCUCUAGUUUGGAAUAUCUCUAUCUUGGUGGAAACAAGUUAACACAAUUACCUGUGGAAAUGGGCAAGUUGACCAAUCUCAAGAGUCUGAAUUUGUGUGAUAACCAAAUUACAUUAUUACCUAAAGAACUUGCUAAACUACACCAACUUGAGUCUUUGAGUUUACAUAACAACAACUUGACUGUGCUGCCAAUUGCAAUAGUAAAACUGAAAAAUCUUCAAGCCAUUAGUGUACGUGGGAAUCCUUUGGUCAUUCGAUUUGUCAGAUCUCAAUCAUCAAGCUUGCCUAGCUUACAGGAACUGGCGGGAAAGACGAUUAAGAACAACCGUAUUCCUUACUCUCGACAAAACCUUCCCGCAUUUCUUGUGAAGUACCUUGACAGUGCCAGAAAGUGUGUUAAUCCUAUGUGCCGUGGUGUGUUCUUUGACUCUUGUGUUCGGCAUAUAAAGUUUGUUGAUUUUUGCGGGAAGUACAGGCUACCAUUUGAACAAUUCUUGUGUUCUCCUCAUGAUAACGAACAAUGGGAAGAUUUAGCAAGUUGUAGCAGUACUAGUAGUGAUGAUGAUGAUUCAAAUGUUGAACCAUCUUGGAUGAAGAAAAUACUGUUGGGUUAAUAGAAUUAUGCAGAAAUAAUUCUGUUGGAUUAACAUAAUGAAUUAUGUACGAACCUAAAAUCCCAUUAUGUCAUGUUAAGAAAAUGUGAUAUAUUGAGCUGGGACUGGUUGUGCGAAGGCUAGAUAGCGCUGUCCACCGGAUAGUGAUUUUUUCAACCAUUGUUAAAAUGCCUGCAAUGCUAUAAAAACCAUGGAUAUGGACAUCAUUUAACAAAAAGAAGCUUUUCAAACCAUUCAUUAUUUGAUGAUUAGAUAAUUGAGUCUAUAGACCAUAAGCUGUUUAUUGCUCUCCCAACUGACAGCUGCACUCAUGCUUUCGGGCGGGUCCCUUUCCCUCCACAGAGCUAUUCGGUGGGUGAAGUGAACGCGAGUCGAAAGACUGGUCUCCAUCCUCCUAAAAUUGGUUAGUGCAUGCAUGGAUUCAGAUAAUAGUCCAGUCAAUCUGUGACCAGAGGUCAAAGAAAUUGCAAUAGAAUUCUUUUCAGUGGUAAAAUGUGAGCUAGGGAAGGUGUCCUGAUUAACAUACUAAAAAUCCAAAAAAAUCCCUUCGGUGGAACAUGGUGAAAAUCGAAUUUUGAAAUUCAAAUUUUGAAAUCAUUUUUAGGCAAAUGUAACCAACAUUAUUGGAAAGUUUAGAAAAAACUAAAAUAUAGAUAUAUUAUUAAACGGUUGGUCAGUUUGUCGUUAUUCUAGCUCAAAGUUGGAAAAAUAGUGCAAAAUUUGCACAAAAUACAAAUUUAUGGCAUUUUAAAUAUUGUAUAACUUCGGCUGGAUAGGCAAAAGCAAGAUAACCGUUUAAUGAUUUAUAUUUUAGUUUUUUCUAAGCUUUCCAAUAAUGUAGGUUACAUUUGCCUAAAAAUGAUUUCAAAAUUUCAACAUUCUGUCCACAAUGGUUUUCUAUAGGUAGAAGUAAGAAAAACUCGAUUUUCACCAUGUUCCACCGAAGGGAUCUUUGGGGAUUUUUAGUAUGUUAAUCAGAACAACUUUUCUCACACUUUACCACUGAAAACAAAUCUAUUGCAAUUACUUUGAUCAGGACCAUGUACUUAUAGUGAUUUGACUGGACUAUAAAUUAAAUCUUACAUGACAAUACAGUAGCUUCGCAUACAAAUUACUAUAACUUUGCAUAAUUUUUAUUUCGUAUACACAAGUAAUUGCUGCCGAGCGCCAGCGAGGCAGCACACUAUUCUCGACGCCAAUCUCGUUCCUCGAGCCUGUGAUCCUCGGGAAGGAACGUGAGGCUCUGGGAUAAUCCGUUUCAGGGUGUAAUCUGAUUGGCCGUUGAAAUGGAAUUCGCAGUUCAGUCUUAGCCAAGAUUCCUGGCUUCCGGCAACGGAUUAUCCCAGAGCCUCACGUUCCUUCCCAAGGAUCGCAGGCUCGGGGAACGAGAUUGUCUCGACGCACGUUGUUUUCGUUACCAGUCCCCGCGCCCCGAGCUUAGUAGUCUUGUAUACUUGAAUCUCGAUAUGUCGAGUUGUACGUAUUUCCGCAUCCAGGUGGGUUACGGAAAUUAAUGAAGUAUCAAUGGGAGGUUGUCUAUCAUCGAUAUGUACGGACAUUGAUAUAAACACAAAAAUAUAAACGAUAUGGUCGUUCAUCAAUCUUCUUUACUGCAUGCGCAGUUUACUAUCAAUAUUGGUAAGAAACAAAAUAGACACGACAUAUUUUGAACAAGACGCCUGCUCAGGCGUGCUGGUGUGUAAUAGUAGAACAGUUUGAAUAACACUUACAGGUAUGAUGUUUGUGAUGUUACUCUGAGUGUGCAUCCACACCGGGCGAGCUGAAAAGUUAAUUGCUUGGCCACGGUGGGAAUCACACCAACACACACAAAUACUUACAUGUAUAUUUAUGCCAGGCUAGAGAUGGGUAAACAAACAACAUAUUCUAGUAAACAAACCGAAGGCUAUAGAGUGUUUGCACGUGACGUCAUAAAAAUUCUAAAAGCUUAAGCGAGUUUGACAUAUAUAGUUGCCCAUUUUAUAUAUUUUGUAUAUCCUUACUGCAAGUAUUCCUGGCAAAUUUCAAGUCGAUACAGUAAUUCAUCCGCAAGUUAAAAGGGUUUGAAUAAUUUAUAUUGCUGACGUCAGCAUUAUUUUGAAAGGCCGUUAAGCUACGCGGCUUUCCAAACCUAAGCUGAAAUAGUUCGGUGGGCUUUCAAAAGCUUUAUAUACUUAACAUCAAACACAAUUGAGGACCUGUGUGAUAAAAUAUAUCUUUCCUUGGGCAUUUACUACACGUCCGCCAUGUUGAUGGUCUGAGAUUGCGUAUUAUAAAAUAACAUGUAUAUAACGCGUGCUCUGAUUGGCCGAAACCCGUGUUUGGAUCAGGCCAUCCAAACACGGAAAUUUAAAGUGCCUUCGCGGGAAUUUUAAACCCUGUUGUUAUUUUAUAAAACAAUUACUUUAUGGUUUCCGUGUUUGGAUGGCCUGAUCCAAACACUUGGGAAUGUUGCUCGAGUUAAGAAAAGCGCGCAAAAUCACUCGCCUUCGGCUCGUGUUUCGCGCGCUUUUCUUAACUCUCGCAACAUUCCCGCGUGUUUGGAUCAGGCCAUCCAAACACGGAAGCCAUAAUAUAAGACCACCAUAUAAUAUAAAAUAAGUAAUUGUAUAAUAUUGGACCACCAACAUGGUGGCCGUGUAGUAAAUGCUCAAGAAAAGUUCUAUUUUAUCAUAGUCUUCAUCCUGGACAAUUCCAGUCUAGAUCUUAUAUUAUAUAUUAUAUAUUAUAUUAUUAUAUUAUAUUAUAUAUUAUAUUAUAUUAUUAUAUUAUUAUUAUAUUAUAUUAUAUUAUCAGGUUCCACGCAGUAUUCCGCCACAAAUGCCGGCAUUUUGCUGUAAAUCCUCAAACUUGCAUUGGACAACAACAGGAGCCACAACGAAAAGAGGAUCCAUUUGCACUCUGCAAGCUAACAUCUUGUUUGACUUUAACACGGAAAAUUACUUGCGCGAAUUUAAUUAAAGCUGUGCGAAUAAGACUCAUCAAGGUGCGCGAAUUUAUUUAAAAGCUGAGUGAAAAUGAGUAAGACGCGAAUUUUAAUACUGAAUGACAAUAUAGUUUAUAUAGUUUGGCAGUAUAAACUAUAGUAUAUAGUUUUGCAGUUCUGACUGAGUACAAUCUUAAUCAUUACAAUGAAUGGUGUCAUGAUCAUCCGAAGCUGACAUAUUAAUUAAACAAAAAUGUCAACAAAUAGAUUUUGUCUAAAUAGGGGUAGUCUUGAAGGCGGGUGCCAGUAAAGUGAUGAUUGGGACAAAAACGUACCAUGCAAGUAUUUCUAUAUAUUAUAUUAUACAAUAUUCAGUGGCAAGUUAGCCACUGAAUAUUGUAUAAACUGGUCAUGCUAUGCUAAUAAACCUGCAUCAUUUGAAUAAUGCAAAUAAUUAAACAUUUGCAUAACAUGACCUGUUGCUAUGGCUAGCUUCGCCACAGACAGUAUUAAAUUAUUCAACAUACAAAAGCAAGAAAUUAUAAGUAUUGAAGGUGUUCAUAUAAAACCACCCAUGCCAAGAAAGUAAAAUAUUUAGCUGAC